Monopterus albus (swamp eel) is the source of this 717-nucleotide messenger RNA. RefSeq lists its product as uncharacterized. The record is from RefSeq and is a predicted model, not a curated record. The transcript has 4 exons. The coding region runs from base 1 to 717 and encodes 238 amino acids. NCBI's taxonomy places the organism in Eukaryota, Metazoa, Chordata, Actinopteri, Synbranchiformes, Synbranchidae.
AUGACUGACUGGAGGAAACAUCAAGCUGAGUGUGGUGCAGGUGAAAGAAUGUACGCCCACAGUGAGCAGAGGAGAAACUUUACCUCUAAAGCCUUUCACAAGAGCACAGCAACCCCUCUGCUUCCACCAAGACCAUGGUCCUAUGGUGACAGAGGCUCGGAGCCUUUGGGCCUCCAAGUGCAGGGGUUUUGCUGUCCCUUCCAGCAGAGGCCUAACUUUGGGAGGGUGACAGACAGCGCAAAACCACAGAGCCGAGGAGGAGGCAGGAGGCUGAUACUGCUGAGCGAGGUCAAGGGAAGGCUGGAGAUCAGAGCAAGAGCAGCGUCGAGGGUCAGGACUGGGAGCAGCGCUGAGGUUACCCCAGAAGACAAAGUCCCCACUGAGCGCGUUCACAGAGGGCCACUCAGUGAGACAGCAGAAACUCCCACACACCCCUGUGGCAAUGAGUGGCAGGCUCAUCAGACACAGCCUGGCGCCCCUAAGGUUCCAGUACUCCAUCUGUAUCUGCCUUCAUCACUCUAUGAGGAUGAGGAACAGGAUGCUGAGGCAGAGGAGAUGAGGCCUUCAGCAGAAAGGACUGAUGUCCCACCAAGCACAGGAGGCUCUCCAGAGUUUCCACAGGACAGCGACCUGCCUGUGGACUCCAGAGAGCAGCUGAACACAGCAGUACACAGCGCACCACAGACCCCUUCUGAUGACAUCACACUGGAGGACUGA